Neodiprion virginianus is the source of this 3501-nucleotide messenger RNA. Its product is annotated as protein GUCD1. Bases 156 to 773 code for a protein of 205 amino acids. Lineage: Eukaryota; Metazoa; Arthropoda; Insecta; Hymenoptera; Diprionidae. The transcript is spliced from 5 exons. The record is from RefSeq and is a predicted model, not a curated record.
UCGAGCCUUCAAUUUCGAUAGUCGACGACCUCGACUUGAUCAAUGACAAUUAAUGGGCGUGUCGCAUGGCGAAAUGGCGCAAAAAAGAUCGCAAUAUAAAAGUCAUGUGUUUGUAAACACGGUAAAGUAAGGCUCGCUAGUGAGCUCGUUGCACCAUGACUGGCUCCAAAAAUGACAAAGCACAGCAUGUUAUUGAAGUCAAGAUUUCCCACAUCAGGCAACGUUUUAAUUGGGACUGUGGGGUAUCCUGCGUGUUGAUGGUCCUACCUGACGAGCAGAGAAAAUAUUUUAUCGACAAUUUUGACCAAGUUUGUAAAGACGAGGGAUUCGACAAGAGCACCUGGAGUAUAGAUCUAUGUUAUCUAUUGAAAAGAUUCGGGGUUACGCAUGAAUAUUGCACUAUAACCUUUGGUGUUCAUCCUGGAUACCGUGGAGAACAUUUUUACGACAAGAUACUACACAAGGAUGAAGACAGAGUGAAUAAGAGAUUUCAAGAGGCACGAUUGAAUAAUAUUACAGUAAAAAGAACGUCAUUGUUAAAUACAGAUCUCAUAAGGCACUUGACUGCUGAAGGACCGAUUAUACUCUUAACUAAUGCAAGUUUGCUGUGGUGUGAUAUUUGCAAAAAUAACAAAAUUACAUGCGAAUUACGGAACUGCUUUCCUUGGCCUGUAAGCUAUAACGGCCAUUACAUUGUCUUAGUGGGUUACAAUGACCGUAGAAAGAGAUUCCUUUAUAGAAAUCCUUCAUAUAGAGAACAUUUGUACAUAUAGGUAUAUGCGCAAUGUCCUACUACCAUAUGGAAGAAGCAAGGAAAUCUUAUGGAACAGAUGAAGAUGUUAUUUUGAUAUAUAGUACAAAUUUAUCUCCGUUAAUAAAUAGUUCAUGAUGUAGCUAAUUGAUUUCCAUAGUUAAAGAUAUAGUCACUUUUAUGAUAGGAUUUUUCAAAGGAAAAUCACUAUCACUGAGAUUAAUAGUUUUGAUAAUCAAUAUUGAAGAAUUACCUAUGUAUUUCUCAAUCUACGUUAAACACAUCGUAGGUGGAGGGAUAGAAGAUAUGCAUGUUUUUAUGACAUGUAAUUCAGUGCCUCGAUCAUUCGUUACUAAUUAAUGAUAAAUCAGUUAAAACAUAGAACAUUGAUAAUAUGACAUACCCACGUACGACUGUGCAAUUAUAUCCAGAACUAAUUAAAAGAUUAACUACCAGAUCUAAAGGUCGAAGAUACAUUAUUCUGGUUCAUGAUCUCAUGAUAAAACAAAGUGCAACAGUUCACAUACAAUGAUGAAGAUUUAGUAAUUCUUACAAAACUAUUUUCGUAUUAGAUACGUAAAUUUUUACAAAUUCCGUAGAAUUUAACAGUACUUUCCAAAUUUAAUAAACAGGGUUGUUCGAAUCUGAAAUUUUUGAAAUUACAAUAUGGAAUUUUCUCCACGGUACGCAAUUUUAUAAAAUAGUUUUUCUAUAACCACUGGGCGCUAAAAUCUCGGUUACGCUACGUUUUUUUUCUGAAGGAUUAGGAUCCCCAUUUCACAUUGAGCCAGCAGCCACUGUUGACGAAUUUCUUAGGUUAAAAUUGUAACAACCUUUGUAAUUUUUGCAUAACUUCUUGGUGAUGGUAUCAUGUAUUAUUAACAAUGUAUUAUGCAGCCUUGAUGUACAUAGGUGUUUUGAUUUGACGUUGUAGUAUAUUGGCCGGGCAGACUCCUGUGAUAAAACUACACAAGCAUAAAAAAAAAUAUAUACAAAUUUAUAUAUUAAUGUACAUGGAUUUUCAAUAGUGAUUCGAACAGCGUAUUAUAAAAUCGAUGAAUUGUAUGUGCAUAUGAUUUUUACGAUCAAUUUCAAAUUUACCUCAACAGUCAUGUUGAGUUUAUUAUGAAUGCCUAUAUACAAAUACAAAGUAUUCAUUUUUUCUAUAACUUUGACAUGUACUUAUUGCGCCUACCAUUGUUGCCGUAACUUAUGAAUGGGCAUCUUUCAUAAGUGUUGAGAAUACUUGAGAACUCUUCCAGUUCACAGUGCAAUAUCCAUUUUAUGAUCACAAGUACAAAUUGCGAACAUGCAAUUAUUUUAUAAAAAAUACAAGAACUUAAUGUCAUAUUUAUAUAGAAUUAGGGAAGAUGAGGGUGAAAUGCUUGUACGGUGUAACACAAAUUAUUGGACUAUAAUGCCUGUUACAAUAAUUAACAAGUUACGGAAUACAGUGUAAUAAAUACACAAAAUGAAAGCUAUUUUUCAUGAAAGUUCAAAACGUACAUUUUACAUAUUAUUCACUCUGACCCGUAUAGCUUCAUUGUCCUAAUCUUCUCUGUAGGUUUUACAUUGUAAAUAUUAUCGAUAUUGGUAAAAUUUGACAUAAUUCAAAUGUACUAACUAGAUACCAGUUUACAAGGGUAUUCGGAGACAAAUCAAUCGUAGGUGUAAAGAAUACGAAUAAAGUACCCAGAAUAUUUCUUAAAACUAUUUAAUUAGAUUCGAUGUACAAUGUGUGGAUUUAACAACACUAGGUAAUAACAUAAGUAGAAUAUUGUUAUGCAUUUAAUUUCUAGUUAUUUUCACCCAUAGACCACCUUUGUUAUACACGUAACUAUCGAAUUCUCGAUAUUUUAACAUAAUAUGUUGGUGGAAGCUCAGCUUUGGAAAUUUUACUCGCUACAUCCAUAAAAGUACUGAUUUGUUGUUUACGCCUUUUGUGGUUUUGCGAAACCGUUAUACUCGUGAAAAUAAAAAAUAUUAUGGUGCAAAAAAUUACGUGCCAAUUGGCUCAUGCAUAUAUUGUUACGAGUCCUGAAAACGAUUUCAAUUCUACUAAUCAUUUCAUGAAUAGAAGUUUCACCAAAGGAAAAAUAAAAGUAUCACACAUCAAAAAUAGAUGAAUUAUCAGUUAGGUCAAUGAGUAAACUGUUUUUUUUUUCUAUCCAUCGCCGAACAUAAUUAUUUACUUGAAGCGAACAUAACGUAAUUCGUUUAUGCGUUUUUUUUUAUUACAUGAUCGUAGACCACCAAUUAGCUAAAGUCGCUCGAAUACAUUUAACGAGUGUGUAUAUCUAUGUAGAAGUUAAUCUAUAUUAUCCGGUUUUGAGUGGUGGGUAAAAAAUUCAUAAUAAAAUUCCACAUAAAUUAACGUGCAGGUAUAUUUAUAUUAUGCAAAAAAUCUUACUAACGAAUGCUGCUGGAAGAAAGGAUAAAAAUAUAGAAAUGAAAGUGAUCGAAUUUUCGUCUUGGUCAAGUUCAAGUCUAGCGAAUAAACCAAAAAGAAAUUUAUCAUUUAUACAUAAUGGUUCUUGAUAAGAAAAGAACAAGUCACAAUUUGAAGAUAUCGUUGGGUGAUAAUUUCAUGAUUCACACCAUAUGUACAGACAAAUAGCUAAUACAUUACGUAAAAAUUCUCGUGUAACUCGUUUAGAGCCAGGGACUAAUCGUGAAUAGAUUCCAAUAAUAUCUAUCUGUUGAUACUUUGUCUAUCGUGCAAUAUAGUCGAUACAUUAUUUUUCGUUUAA